CAACCAUGAGCCCACUAUUGACAAUAGUUAGAUUUUAAUAUCACUACUGUGCAGUUUUUUGUUUUUUUUUUGGAAAAUCACCAUGAUAAGGCCUAAAGUACAGCACGUGCUGGAGGAGAAAAACACAUUUCACCACCAACCUCUUUCUAAACUGGCAUUUUAUACGCCAGUUCCUUGAAGCCAAGACCUAAUUUGAUUGGCCUCACGUUCCCUAACUAUGGACAAGAACAAGCUACAGAUAAAAUGGAAGUACAAGGGGACGGACAACACAAUGGUCCAAUUCGCCGCCGUUUCCGACGAAGAUUAGGACGAGGAGUACCUAACGUGGGAGCGCUCAGAGUCAACGUUUGUGUCUCCAACCAGGAGAUCACGAUUUCCUUUCAAGUGGUGCCGCCGCCGCCCGGGGAUGGUGACAAUGAAAACAAUCCCAAUGAUGCCAAUACUGAAGAGAGUGAAGACAUUGACCAUAAUCCAAGUAGCGAAGACAGCGAUGGAAAUAUCGAAAACAAUGACAGGGAUGCCAAUAUUGAAGACAGCGUUGAGAAUAGUGAAGACAUUGACCAUAAUGCUAGUAGUGAAGACAAUGAUGCCAAUAUUGAAAACAAUCACAGUGAUGGCAAUAUUGAUGAUGACGACGACUAUAAUGAAGGCAACAAUGACAAUAAUGACGACGCCAUUCCAAAUAUUGACGACAACGAUCCUAAUAAUAGUGAUGCCAGUAUAGAACAGAUUGACAGUGAUGCCAGUGUUGAACACAACGACAGUGAUGCCAGUAUUGAACACAACGACAGUGAUGCCAGUAUUGAACACAACGACAGUGAUGCCAGUAUUGAACACAAUGACAGUGAAGCCAGUGUUGGAAAUGACAACAAUGACAGUAAUGUUGAAGACAAUAACAUUGAUGCAAAUAUUGAAAACGACAACGAUCCCAACAACGAAGACAGUGGUGCAUCAACUGAAGAUAGCGGCAGCGAUGCAAGUAGUCUCCAAAGUGAACACCAAACCGGCGAAAAUCCAGAAUUCAACAUUUCAAUGGGCAUCAUGCCAUUUCCACACGGCAAUAUCGCACAGAACAUUUUCGUCGAAUUCCAUGGAACAAAUACAGACGGCUUUGUAAGUGACAUUGAAGACAGCGAAAGUUCCUUGGAAUGAAACAGAGGACUACGACAUUGAAUAAUGACAAUAUUUUCAACAAA
Syngnathoides biaculeatus (alligator pipefish) is the source of this 1196-nucleotide messenger RNA. RefSeq lists its product as uncharacterized. Bases 244 to 1152 code for a protein of 302 amino acids. The record is from RefSeq and is a predicted model, not a curated record. NCBI's taxonomy places the organism in Eukaryota, Metazoa, Chordata, Actinopteri, Syngnathiformes, Syngnathidae. The transcript has 4 exons.